AUGUUUUCUAAUAGAGUUGGACUGACUAUCAAUGAUUCCGAAGAUUCUUCGGACUGCAGCAACAACGAAUCUUUAUGUCUACCACAUUUCAGCACAUUCGGUGGAUUUCAACAACUGAAAACUAAUGUGGGUACUACAGGCAAUCAUUUUGUGUCUGCAGAGGUCACAGCCAGAUUUUUGCAGCGCUCGCUGACGUUUGCCGGAGCUUCUCAAUCCUCGAAUAAAAAAUCAGUAGUAGAAGAAGUGAUCACUGAACAGCCUCGUCGAAAGGUCGAAGAAAUUCCGAAACCAUUUGAACCGGGACCACGUACAGAAAUUCGCUGGCACAACGCAAUAUGCUGCGCUGUUAUCGAAGCCAUGGCAACUACGCUGGAGGUCUGUAUGGCGUGUUUCAGAUGUCAAGGAGGGCACUGUUAA
This is a messenger RNA of Caenorhabditis briggsae, 417 nucleotides long. The coding region runs from base 1 to 417 and encodes 138 amino acids. NCBI's taxonomy places the organism in Eukaryota, Metazoa, Nematoda, Chromadorea, Rhabditida, Rhabditidae. The record is from RefSeq and is a predicted model, not a curated record. The transcript has 5 exons.